CCACAUGGGGAGCAGGUCAAGAAGCUUGCUCUUGACGCUAGCGCGAUCUCAUUAGGACUUCAACCAGACAAUCUCUCGAGUUCUUGAUCUGCUCUCCUCCCCGCCGCACCCCUUCUCCUGGGGCCUUGGAUGAUCAAGGCAUGGGAGGCCCCUCCUGGCCGGACUUGCAGUGCCUGGUGCGGCGGAAGCCGGCGGCCACGAGCUCCGCCGGCCGCGCCGAGGCUGCCGACGGGGGCGGCGGACAGCACCUCGCCAAGACGCUUACCAUUCCCCACCUUGCCGCCAUCGGUGUUGGUUCGACGAUUGGCGCUGGCAUCUACGUCCUGGUUGGAACUGUGGCCCGUGAGCACACAGGACCAGGCCUGACUGUGUCCUUUCUGAUAGCCGGCGUCGCUGCGGCCCUUUCAGCUUUGUGCUAUGCUGAGCUCUCCUGCCGUUUCCCUUCGGCAGGGAGUGCCUACCACUACUCCUACAUCUGCAUUGGAGAGAGUGUUGCUUGGCUGAUUGGGUGGGCCUUGAUCCUUGAGUACACGAUAGGGGGAUCAUCGGUGGCACGCGGCAUAUCGCCAAACUUGGCUCUAUUUUUUGGUGGCCAAGAUAAGUUGCCCUUCUUUCUAGCACAGGUACAUGUCAAAGGGCUAGACACCCCAGUUGAUCCUUGUGCUGCUAUUCUUGUCCUGAUAGUUACUGCAUUACUGUGUCUGGGAAUCAAAGAGAGCUCAUUUGUGGAAGGCAUCAUCACCACUGCAAACAUCAUAGUCAUGCUCUUUGUCAUCUGUGCUGGUGGAUGGUUAGGAUUCAGGAAUGGCUGGGUCGGUUAUAAAGGGCCAGAAGGUUACUUCCCUAAUGGUGUUGGUGGAGUCAUUUCUGGAUCGGCGACCCUCUUCUUCGCGUUCAUUGGCUUUGACACAGUAGCUAGCACGGCUGAGGAGGUGAAGAAUCCUCAGCGCGAUCUUCCACUGGGGAUGGGCCUGACCCUAUCCCUGUGCUGCUUCCUUUACAUGAUGGUCUCUGCUGUUGUGGUCGGUCUGGUGCCCUAUCGCGCGAUUGAUCCUAACACCCCUAUUUCUUCUGCGUUUGCACAGUACGGGAUGCAGUGGGCAGAGUAUGUUGUUUCCAGUGGGGCUGUUCUUGCCCUCAUAGCAUCCUUGAUAGGCGGUAUUCUUCCCCAGCCGAGAAUUAUAAUGGCUAUGGCUAGAGAUGGAUUGCUUCCGCCCCUGUUCUCAGCUGUUAAUCGACAAACUCAAGUGCCAAUCUUGAGCACAAUUUUGACAGGGACGUGUGCUGCUAUCCUGGCUUUUUUCAUGGACGUCUCCCAAUUGGCAGGGAUGGUAAGCGUGGGAACCUUAUUGGCAUUUACUACGGUUGCCAUUUCUGUUUUAGUAGUAAGAUAUGCUCCUCCAUAUGAGAUGCCAAUGGAAGUGGCUCUUGCAGGAAAACCUGAGACAUUAACUUCAUGCUCUGGGCACUCAGAGCAGGAUGAGCAAAAUUUGGAAGAUCCUUUUGGCAAUGCACCUACUGUCAGUGAGAUAGCCAGCAAAGCAAGGCGACAGAAAGCCAUGAGAUGCAUAGUAUUGAUAUGCCUUGGGGUCAUCAUCUUCAUUUCUGCGGUUUCUUUCUCCUCUUUGCCAUUUUAUGUGCGAAUGACUGCAUGCACCAUAGGCGGGCUGCUACUGUUUAGUUCUUCUAUUGUGCUGUUGUGCAUUGGACAAGAUAAGAGCUCUUUGGGACAAACUGGAGGUUUCAUGUGCCCAUUGGUUCCAUUGCUUCCAAUUUGUUGCAUCAUCGUCAACGCAUACCUGCUUAUGAACCUUGGGAGUCACACAUGGAUUCGUGUUUCCAUAUGGAUGGCGGCUGGUGCGCUCAUAUACCUCUUCUACGGCCUGAAACAUAGUUCAUUAGCAGGCAUGGCCUACCAUCGCAUAUCACAUUCGUAGUUGAACGUUGGGUAGAGUUCUUUUGCAUUUUUAUAGCAGAGAAAUGAAAUGUGCCCAGGAGAUUUGAAGGAACAGGAGAAGUUCUGAAAGUCUGAAUGAACCCUUAAGAACGAAGAUAGGCACAUGUAGGAAAGAGGCAUUGUACAGUCUCGUAUGGACUUGUUUUUUCCUCUGCCAAUUUCACAAACUACUGGAAAAGUUACCACUAAAUUUCUGAUUCUUUUGGUGCAAAAGAGGGAAAUUACAAGAGGCAUUCAUUAGUUGACAAGAAUUCUUUUUUC
Panicum virgatum (switchgrass) is the source of this 2218-nucleotide messenger RNA. RefSeq names its product cationic amino acid transporter 3, mitochondrial-like. Gene Ontology annotation, cellular component: membrane. The transcript has 14 exons. Lineage: Eukaryota; Viridiplantae; Streptophyta; Magnoliopsida; Poales; Poaceae. The record is from RefSeq and is a predicted model, not a curated record. Gene Ontology annotation, molecular function: amino acid transmembrane transporter activity. The coding region runs from base 141 to 1937 and encodes 598 amino acids. Gene Ontology annotation, biological process: transmembrane transport; amino acid transport.